GGCACACACGAAACAGCUCCAAUUAAGUUGCUUCUCCCGAAAGCAUCGUCAUCAUCAUCAUCGUUCGGUCUGUUCCGAACUUCCGAACUGAGUUGCAACAAGUGGCAGUUGCUUUGCUGCAACGCAAACCUUGUCCAUCCCUGAUGCACCGGGGAUGGCUGUCUGAUCGUUGGGGUUGUUGUAAUUGAGGCAGCGUACUACGACGGAUGUACGCUUGCACCGCACGCUUCUUCUUAUUUUCACUGCGUGUCAGUAGUGUGCGAUGCGAAGAUGGAUGUGUUUUGUUGUUGUUUGAUAAUUUGAUGUUUGCUGAGUUUUUGAGAAGCUGACCAGAACAAAAGCUUGUUUGGCCUGAAGGAAGCAUCGGCCACAAUUAAUCUGCAUUAACUCAUUCGUUGCCUUUGAAAUGUUAACAAAAGCCAUGCAGAAAGACAUCUGAGCGGCACAAGAUGUUGUUUCCCAUUUUUCUGGUUAAUGUUUGAGGAAUGGAUUGCGCAUCACUUCCGUUGCUGGUGCGGAUGAUUCAUUCGUUCUACGGCUAUUGCAUUAAAAAAAGUUGAGCAGAUUCAAUCAUUAUUCGUAAAUGUCGUUAUUAAAGUGAACAAUCUGUUAUUAGAAUCCUAGUUUUAUUUUUAUUAAAUUUUAUUGCUUUUAUUAUUAUCACAACCAAUUAAACCUAGAUAUAUUCCUUAAAUUAUACCGUAUCAGUUAAUGAGUCAUUAAGAUUUAAAGGGGGUUUUAUGAUUUCUUCUAUCAGCUAUUUGCAUGUUGAAUUUCGUUUUCAACAUAUUUUACAAGUUUCAUUUGGGAAAUUUUAACUAAAAGCAUUUUAUUCAACUAACGAACCAAAAUAUCCGUUGCAGAAACUUUUCCUAUGCAUUUCACGUGGUAGCAUGAAAACUUUCAUUCAAGUAAUGUACCUGAAAUAUUUCAUGAUUGAAAUUUCAUUGCUACAUUUCAAUGCCGUUGCUGAAGGGAAGCCAUUGCCCUAUCGGUAUUCGCUUAUUUUAAAAGUUUUACAGUCAAUUUUUAUAUUGUCGAUUGUUCAUGUAUACGUAUCACAUAAGCUUUGUUUUUACAUUGAACAACGUAUUACAACUGUUUUAUUUCAAGAGGAUCAAUCAGUCACAUAAUCAAUACAUUUCUCCUUGCAACUACAAUCACCAUCGAAGUGCAAGAUGUAGGAAAAUAAAUGCUUUGCCUAGUUAACGGGAUAAGGUUUCAACAUUUUUUCAAGUUAAACGAAAAACUGGGCCAUUAUUUCCUCGCAGUGCAUCAAAAUGCAUUUACGAACGAAUGCCGUUGCCUUUUUUGAACUGGUAUAAUGACAGCUUGCAUUUGCCGGCACGAACAUUGCCGAAGUUUGACAGCUGUAACGAGCGCGCCAUCUCUUUCGCCGGCAUUUGUGAAAGGAAAACAUGUAAACAAACUUAUUUGGCUCAAAUCAUGUGUUCAGCGUUCACAGCUAGGUGGUUUAUAAUUUAACCGUGGUAAAACAAGGAAUUUCAUCCAUAAUUCCCUAAUAAAUCGAAGAAAGUUAAAUGUGAUCCAACCACAAUGGAGUUUACUGCUAAAGAAACGGUGCUAGAGCUGCUACAACGCUACGCCGUUGGACCUCGUGCAAAGGAUGAUGAGUUCUUUCGGGAUGGGAAUGCUUACAUCAAGCCUUUCGUAAAGUUGGGCGUUUUAAGUGAAUUCCCUGCAGCCGAAGCAGAACCGGAAGAUGUUGAGAUAAGCUGCAACGUUCCUGAUUGUAACUUUUUCUGCCAAUCCGUCGUCGAUUACGAGCUUCACUACAAUGCGCAGCAUCGCUAUACGUGUGCACAGUGUAAAAAAUCGCUUCCGAAUGCACAUUUUCUCGAUCUGCAUCUGUCCGAGACUCACGACUCAUAUUUCGCAGCACAAGUACAAGCAGCCAACCGUCCGAUGUACGCCUGCUACCUAGAGGAGUGUAAACAUCGCAGCAAAGAUCCGGCCGAGCGUAGAGAUCAUUGCAUCCGGGAGCACAAGUUCCCCCAUAACUUCCGCUUCGAUAAGCAAACGCACAGCCAAUCGAAGGCAGGUAAAUCGACCAAAACAGCCGUACCGAUGGACACGGAAAAUGUCACUUCUCCCAUUUCAAACACUUCCCUCGAGGGCGAUAAACCGUUUGCACCGAAGUGUAGGAAAAAUUUCUCCUUCGGUCAUCCCCAGCAGCGUACGUUUAAACCGGUAGUGAAAACGCAAAAGAGCAAGUGUGAUAUACUGGAAAGUAACAAAAUGGUGGUCGAUCUGCUGGACAGUCUUCCGCGCGAUUAAAUCUCGGGCAAAAAAAAAAGCAAACAGGGCUUUAAAGGUUUAAAAAGUGAUUUUCUUUGCGCUCACUAUGUUUCUCGUUGUGUGGUAGCAACUCAAUAAGUUAGGUAAAGUAAAUGAAAUAAAUAAUAUGAAUUAAAAGUGCAGCUGCGGUGCACGUUUCAGUACGUAGCCCUUGCUAGGCUUCGUUAUCCAGA
Anopheles stephensi (Asian malaria mosquito) is the source of this 2492-nucleotide messenger RNA. RefSeq names its product protein lethal(2)k10201. The transcript has 3 exons. Lineage: Eukaryota; Metazoa; Arthropoda; Insecta; Diptera; Culicidae. The record is from RefSeq and is a predicted model, not a curated record. The coding region runs from base 1558 to 2298 and encodes 246 amino acids.